AAGCAUCCUUCAAUCUCCUGGAAAGACCUUAAAUGACUUUUCUAUCUCUGCUUGGCUUCCUCUCAUACCUCUUUUAUAUCUUUCCUUCUUAGUUUUUUCACCUUCUCUUCCUCUCCUGACACCUUUUAAUUCUCUUGACUAUUUCUGUCCCCUUAUCUCCUUUUCUUCCUCCUCGUCUUUUCCUGUCUGCCUCCUCCGGGCGAAAGGAGCCUCUUUCUGCUGCAUGUUUUUGCACGAACAGCUCACCCAUGCCCUCACAAAUCCCGCAGUAUUCACUUCCUCUUGCGAUCAGUGGAGUAAACAAUGAAACUGAAGACGGAAGAACACCCAUUUCAGAACCAGGAGCAGAAACGUGGUGGUCCUAAAUACAGGACACAGGAAUAUUAGCCUGGCAACAUGACUGGCUGUGAGGGCCUGAACAGAUGAGCUGCUUCAAUGGCGUGGGCCGAACCACAGCUCCAUCCAGAUCCACAGCCGCUACCAAAACACACACGGUGCACUCUUCUGUUUUACUCGUCUUUACUCCUGUUCUCGAUCGGCUCCUUUGCUGAUGCUGGUCCAGCAGAGCCUGCCCGUCUUCCUCUCCUGUCUGGACAGCCUUUCAUUAUCUUCUGGGGUGUCCCUGACUCUUCCUGUGCCGGUCGCCUAAACCCUACGUCCUUUGGCAUGGAACGGGAGGGUCGAGUGGCCGUCUUUUACGAGGAUUCGCUGGGUAACUACCCAUAUUUUCUGGACAAAAACACACCAAUCAACGGAGGGAUUCCACAGUACACUCGACUGGAUGGGCAUGUGCAGAAGACGAAGCAAGACUUGGAGACGGCUUUGCCUGCGCCCCGGUACCUCGGUCUGGGGGUCCUCCGUUGGGCAGAAUGGGUCCCCCAGUGGUCAAGAAACCAAGAGAAACAAGCAAUGUACCUGGAGGCUUCCAGGAAACUGCUCCGGAGUUUCUUCCCUAAAUGGACCCCAGAGGAAGUGGAGAAGUGGUCACGGGUGGACUUUGAGGCAGCGGCUCAGUCAGUCAUGGUGGAGACUCUGCGGGAGGUUAAACGAUUGCGGCCCAAGGCAUUGUGGGGUUUCUCCCCUUACCCUAGCUGCUAUAACAGUGACCCCGCCCAGACGCAGUUAGGCAAUUACAGCGGCCAGUGCCCCCCUGCAGAGAUGGCCCUCAACGAUGAGCUUCUGUGGCUGUGGAAGAGAAGCUCUGCGCUCUUCCCCCUCCUGACCCUGGAGAAGCGGCAGGGUGGGACAGUGGCAGCCAGGUCCUUCCUGUCAAGUCAAAUAAAAGAAGCACUACGAGUAGCAUCGGUGGCUGGAGCAGAGUUUGACCUGCCUGUUUUUCCUUUGGUAAAGAGCGUGUAUGUUUCAAGUAAAACUUUCCUAUCACAGGCUGACCUCAUCAACACUAUAGGAGAAUGUGCUGCCAUGGGAACAGCAGGAGUUGUCAUCUGGAAUAGAAGUGAGAUGAAAACAGAGAGAGAGUGCCAAGACCUGGCCGUGUUUGUCCGUAAAGUCCUGGGCCCUUACGCCGUCAACGUUACCACUGCGACUCAGUCCUGUUCCUCCUCCCUCUGUCAGGGGAAGGGUCGCUGUGUCCGUCAAAACCCAGACAGCUCCGCCUACCUCCACCUGCCGUCCCAACCCAGUGCUGCAGACAAGUCAACAGAAAAGGCAGAGGGAGCAGAAGCCACCCAACAGCCAGAUGCAGAGACUAAAGCGGCUGAACCAGAUCCAGCUGAGAUCUGGAAAAAGGACUUCCAGUGCCAGUGGUACAAGAGUGCAGAUGGGGAAAUCUCUGAACGGCAGCCCCCCAAGGAUGGCGUGUCUGUUGGAGGAAAAGCUGAAGGAAACACUGGGAACGCGGCGGAGACCAGGACAGCUUCCACAACAAAAAGUGCCUCUGAGAGUUUGUUUAGAGGAAGUGAUUUUGCUGGUACUGGAAGUCAAACAGUUUCAGUAGAAACACAGACAGGCAGUGGUACGAACCUACUAGCUGCCCCGACCUUUCAAACGCUGCUUCUGCUGCUGGGGGCUGGAUGCUUAUGCCUGUGACCUUAAAAUAAAAACUAACCCGGUCUUCAUCAAAGAAGGUCUGUGGUGUAAAAACUGCAAGUACAAAUCUCAACAAAGUGCCUUUUAAAAUGUCUUGUCUCUGACAGCUGUAGGAUUGCUGCUUUGUAGCUAAAUUACUCACUUUAUUUUUAACAAGAGGAAUUCAAACUAUAUUUAGAGCAGAUGUCGCUGAAUGUGCCAAGACACGGUGGUACAGAGAAGGAAACAGCUGUUGUGUGGGCUGGUUAUCGAACGCAAAGGUUUAUGUACCGUGGCAGAACUUUAGAAAACAGAACCCACACCUCCAUCUCCUCACAUUUACAUUCUUGUUGAUCUUUGUACGUCGGGUUGUGUGUGAUCUCCUCUUCUCCAUUUCUAAGUCAUCUAAAAAGACAUUUCACGAGUUGAAGGUCAAUGAUAGAAAUUAUUUUAAAAGGUUAUUGCUUUUCCACUCCUCAAAGCCUGGCACCACCAAAUCAUGUGAAUGAUUUUGAAAUCCACCAAGGAUUCAGGAUUGUUGACCCAGCUCUG
Molecule: messenger RNA, 2580 nt
Organism: Poecilia latipinna (sailfin molly)
Lineage: Eukaryota; Metazoa; Chordata; Actinopteri; Cyprinodontiformes; Poeciliidae
Product: hyaluronidase-2
Exons: 7
Coding region: 436-2049 (537 amino acids)
Biological process (GO): carbohydrate metabolic process; hyaluronan catabolic process
Cellular component (GO): cytoplasmic vesicle
Molecular function (GO): hyalurononglucosaminidase activity
Source: RefSeq, a predicted model, not a curated record